AUCCAGCUGCUGGUCGUCAUGGCCUCUCAGGUGAGGUGAGACAGGGACAAGCGGUAGAAAAUGGAUGAUCUACUGCAGCAGCCUGGCCCGCCGCGUCCCCCCUCGCCAGCGGCCCUGCUCCUGCUCCUGCUCCUGCUCCUGCUCCUGCUCCUGCUCCUGCUCCUGCGCGUCUCCUGACGGACUCCGACGUGCCGGAGCCAGGCCGUCCCACGCCUCGCGGUAGCCAUGGCGACGGAGGAAGGGCUGCAGAGUUGCUAGGCGACGGGAGAGCUCGCUGAUUCGCUGACGCAGCAGAGAGACUUCUCGCAACAAGUCGUGGAUGGUCUCGGAGAGAGGGCGCACCCUGCAGGGAGUACAAGCACCUCUCAAGCUCCAUCAGGUUGGAUGGGAAGACUUCAGAACGUUCCGGAACAAUCGUCUGAAAGAGAAUGGGUUCUCAUCGUUUUCUCAAAAGAACCGUUCCAAAGCCUGGAUUGGCGAUCUCACUAUCCUCCAUGAGUCCUUGGAGCGGACAAACGCUUGAGGAAGUGCGUUAACCAGAAACAGGAAGUCCACGCUUGUACUUUAAGAGGCAUGAAAGCGAGACGUUUGAGGACAGUCACAAACAUGCCGUCCUUCAGACCGCAUUGGCGUCUUCCAGCUCUGUUGAUUUGGACUCUCCAAACGCUCCUUCCUGUUUGCCGUGGAACAGAAUCUCUAAGAAUAACGCUGGAGAACACCGUCUUUGUGGCCUUCACCGGCGAAGAUCUCCGCCUUCCCUACAAGCUCCACCUGCCACCUAACUCGGCCAAUGAGAGCUUAAUUUGCUUCGACCCUCUUCACAGGAGGAUUUUCAGACGCUUCUUCACCAGCGACGUCCAUGCGCAGACCUUCAGCAGCUAUAUGCUGGUGCGGGCGUUGCAGACUUCUGGAGAGUAUCACUGCCAGUGUAAUGUGGCCAGAGCUUACUGGUUUGUGCGCCUGCGAGAUGAAGGUUACAAGGAUGUGCUCACAGUGGACUACACGGACUUUGUAACCGUGGGCUUCUUCAGCGCGGCGUUGCUGCUCCUCAGUGUGGUCGGCUCCGUGUAUGUCUUCAGAGGAACUUGGAAGACAAAAGUCCCUGAGUGUGGCAAUCCAAGCCCGGGCGGAAAGCAGAAGAAAGAAGUAGGAGUGGCGGAGACGCCUGACCAUGACAACACGGAUGCAAAAAUAACUUCUUCCACGUCUCUCUAUGCUACCCUGGAGCCACGACCUGGGUCUGUCUACGACGUGCUCAACGUGGACUCCCAGGACAGGAAACCUGGGCUCAAGCCAAAGACGGGCCAGAAACUGAGGGCACAAAGCCCACAAGCGCAGGACCAAGGCGUGUUCGAGUCCGUCUACGAGAACUUCUGAUCUGUGUCAUCGCAGCCCAUGAAACACCUUCAAAAUAUACAUUUGACUUUGUGCAUGAGUGCACUUUAAAUGCAGGCACAAUCACAAUAGCCUAUACAAGAGGUGUCCAAAGGGCUGCCCGGGGGCCUUUUGUGGCCCGCAGAUCAUUUUUUAACAUUCUGAAAACUCUUAUUACAGGACAAAAAGGUGAACUGUAAUGAGAAAAAGUUGCAAUGUUGACUCAGGUAACACAAAGCUUCUUUAAAACUGUCAUUGCUCAAAAAAUAAUAAUGAAUCAAAAUCAAUGUGGUUAUAAAAUAUUGAUCUAGUCAAAGCUCCAAUUAUUUCACAUGAAAUGUUCUAUCUUGAAAUAUUUUUGGGGGAAAAUGUUGCAUAUUUUGUGUUUUUGCCAUAUACAAAAACUAAGUUUUCUUUGACAAAAGGCCAUAAAACUAAAAAACAAAAAACAAGGAAAAAAUAAACUGAUAAUGGACAAAUAGAUCAGAAGUUGAUCUCGAGAUUUAAGCGUUGAAAAAUUAGUGAGUUUUUUCUUUUAACAAUUUUACAAGUCUUUUGGAUCUCUGAGAAUUUUAGUGGGACUUUUUUUCUUUCUUUUUUUUUUAACAUUAUUUCUAAAAAAAAUAAAAUAAAAAAAUUAAUGUUGUUUUGUAUUAUUGGCCUAUUCAAGGCUCCAAUUACGUCACAUCAAAUAUUACACUUUUAACAUUUCUUGGGGGGAAAUAUUGAAUAUUUUGUGUGUUCGCCGUUAAAAACUAAGUUUCCUAUGACAAAAACAUCAUAAAAUAAACACAAAAACAUAUAAAACAUAAUCGACGGGUAGAUCUGAGGUUGAUUUAAGAGAUUUAAGCGUUAAAAAAAAAGUAUGACCAAUUUUUAACACUUUUAUGAGUGGGGCCCUUUUUUAUCCCUCAAAUUUUUGGUGGGAUUUAUUUCUUUUAAACUGUUAUUGCUUAAAAAAUUAUAAUGAAUCAAAAUCAAUGUGGUUAUAAAUUAUUGAUCUAGUCAAAGCUCCAAUUAUUUUACAUCAAAUGUUCUAUUUUGAAAUAUUUUGGGGGAAAAUGUUGCAUAUUUUGUGUUUUUGCCAUAUACAAAAACUAAGUUUUAUUUGACAAAAGGGCAUAAAACUAAAAAACAA
Molecule: messenger RNA, 2512 nt
Organism: Entelurus aequoreus (snake pipefish)
Lineage: Eukaryota; Metazoa; Chordata; Actinopteri; Syngnathiformes; Syngnathidae
Gene: nfam1
Exons: 9
Coding region: 574-1377 (267 amino acids)
Biological process (GO): regulation of B cell differentiation; positive regulation of B cell receptor signaling pathway; B cell receptor signaling pathway
Cellular component (GO): membrane raft
Molecular function (GO): transmembrane signaling receptor activity
Source: RefSeq, a predicted model, not a curated record